AUGGAAAACAUUUUACAUAAUGAAUGCAUGAAUAAUGUGCAAAUACAGAAUAGCUCAUUUAAAAAUGGUAUCAUAAAGAAGGAUGUGUUAAAGAAUGAAGCUGUAAAUAGCCUUUUUAGCUUUACCCAUAAAAUAAAAUCAUAUUUUGAUUAUGGAAAUGAAAAAAAUGCAGAUUAUAGGGAAAAAUCAGAAAACACUUAUAUUAAAGGAACAAACAAUUUACAAGCAUCAAGUGCAUAUGGAAGUGUAGGAAAAACGAGUAUGAAUAACAUGGAUAAUGGGAGUAGUAACAUAGAUAUGAAUGUCAAUGGAGAUAGCUCAAGUAACUUAGCUACUUUAGGAAACAGUUAUGCGGAGGAAAAUAUGAACAGGGAUUCUUUUGAAUCCAAUAUUGCAUCAAGAAACGGUGAGAACAAUCAAAUGAACGGUGUGAACAGUCAAUUGAACGGUGUGAACAAUCAAUUGAACGGUGUGAACAAUCAAAUGAACGGUGUGAACAAUCAAAUGAACGGUGUGAACAAUCAAAUGAACGGUGUGAACAAUCAAUUGAACGGUGUGAACAAUCAAAUGAACGGUGAGAACAAUCAAAUGAACGGUGUGAAUAGCUACCUUUACAAUCAACAUGGAGGCAUCAUAAGUGAUGUCAAUGAUAUGAAUACAGAUAAUGGUAACAAUAAGGGAGGAAAUGGAAGUGGACGAGAAGAGAACAAUAAUAAUAAAGGUGUGUUAAAUACAUUUCAGGAUGUCUAUUUAUUACAUAUGACCUCAUCAAAUGAUGUGCAGAAGGGAGGAAAAGAAGGAGAGGAAUUUGUAUGUAAUGAAAAUAAUAAUACCCUGUUUGAUUCUGUAAAGACAGAAUACAAUGGACAUAUGAACGGCAAGAUGAAAAAUCAACAGAUAAACAUGUUUGGUCACCUGAAUCACAUGAAGAAUACAAAUCGAGGAAAUGAUUGGAAUAAUGUAGGUAAGGCAGAUGUGAAUGGUAGUAAUAACAACCGUAGUAAUAUAAUCGAUAUGGAAACAAGAAUAGGGGAGAAUAAUGAUAUAAUUCCUGAGGUUAUGGAAUACUUGAAUUGCUAUCGAAAUUUCAAUAAUCAGAACAGUAAUGAGUACUACAAUGACAAUGCUUAUGAGUCCACCAAGUAUGACAAUUACACAUACGGUAGAAGCAGCAGCAGCAUUAGUAAAGAUAUUAAUGAAAAGGAUGAAUUUUUUCAUAUGAAUAGCAAUGGGAGAGGAGGGGUACUUUUAAAUGGUGAAUGUAACAAUAACGGUCGUAGUAGAAAAGAGAGAAAUAAUUUGAUGUAUAAUUCGUCCAAUAAGUGCUUUGACAGCAAAGGUAGAAGAGGAGGAAGUGCUUCUGCUGUAGCGUCUGCUGUAGAUUCUGCUGUAGAUUUUGCUGUAGAUUCUGCCAUAGGUUCUUCCUUACCUUCUGUCUCUGCCUCUGCUGUGCAUGGAGUUCACGACAAGGGGAAAGAAGGAAUGGUGAAUCCAUCAAAUGAUUACAAAAAUAUAAACAUCAAUUUACCUUCGACCACUACAAGUACAUCUACAACGGCAACCAGUAAGGAAGUAAAUUGUUCUGACAUUGCAGGACAGCAACAUGACAAUAGUUGCAUAUUUAGAAACAGUGAGAUUAACAAAAAUGAAUUGGAACAGGAUCGAGUGAUAGAAGAAGAGUUAGAGGAAGAGUUAGAAGAAGAACUUGGAGAAGAACUAGGAGAAGGGGAAGAGGAAAAUAACUGGGAAACUAUUAAUAGUCAAGGAAUGGCACACAGUUACCCCAUGAUGAUUAAUGAUAGUAAUUCAUUUCACCACAUGAACUCUUUGCAAAAUAGGAGCAGCGUCCAUAGCAAUUGCAGCGCCUUUCAUUAUAAUAAUAACUUUCACUAUAAUAAUAACUUUCAUUACAGCAAUAACUUUCACCAUAACAACAACUUUCACCAUAGCAACAACUUUCAUUACAGCAAUAAUUCUGAAUAUAGCAAUAACUUUCACGAUGGUGGUAGCUUUCACGACAGUAAUAACUUUCACGAUGGUAGUAACUUUCACGAUGGUAGUAACUUUCACGAUGGUAGUAACUUUCACGAUGGUAGUAACUACCUUAAUGAAUCCAAAGAUUAUUACCCGAAGCUUAUGUACCACGUAAAUAAUAACAACAUUGCCAUGGAAGAAAAUGAAAUUGACGAUUUGCAUGGUGUGAGAGGAAGAGUUGAAAGUGACAGAAAAGGUGAGGAAAGAGGUGAGGAAAAAGGACUACUGGUACAAAUAAGAAAUGGAUAUUACAACCAUUUUGACCAAACCGAUUAUCACAAAUUAAACAAUGGAAUUACAAAAGGUACAAGAAGAGGAAGAAGAAAAAAAAGCACAAGCAUUAUUAGCAGUAGUGUAGUAGAUGUAAUGACGAAUGGGAUCAGAGAACAAAGUAUCAGAGGUUGUAGCAGUGUUAGAAGCACUCGUCGUUGUAGUGGUCGUCCUAGAAGUAGAGGUACUGGUCGUGCUGGUCGAAGAAGUAGAUGUAGAGGAUCAUCAAUUUCUCAUCAUACAACAACAACAACAACGAUAACUACGCGUAGAGCAUAUCCUCUAAAUGUUCAUGGUGGUGUCCGGAGGAGCAGUAGUUAUAGAACUCGUGGAAGGAGAGGUCGUAGAGGAAGUCGUGGUAAUCGCCGUGCUAUUGGUAGAGGAAGUGAAUCGGGUACAGCAAUGGUUGUUGGUGGAAGUGAAUCGGGUGCAGCAAUGGUUGUUGAUGGAAGUGAACCGAAUGGAGCAAUGGUUGUUGGUGGAAGUGGGCUUCUUGUACAGACUAAAACAGAAAUGGGAAAUGGUAGAAGGAAGGGCAUGUGGAAUAAUGCAAAGAGCAUCCGUUACAAUUUCUUCAAUGCAUCUCUUUCAUUUGUGAAAAAAAAGUAUAAUUUCAACUCGAGCAUUCGAAGAAAUUACGUAUCGUUUCUAAAAAAUUACUACGGGAGUAGGAAAAUGUGGCUCAAGUUGAACAUGAGGAGGAGGCAAAUUGGUGGAAGUGGACGUACAAAUGGAAGUCGACAUGACGCAAUCGACAGAUUCGGAAAAAAUGGAGCGGAUGAUUCACUCCUGAUGAUGAAUGAACCACCAAAAGAUGGAAGAAUACACAAUUCAAUGGUGCCAAAUAUGAAUCCAAAUUUGAACCCCAAUAUGAAUCCAAAUUUGAACCCAAAUAUGAACCCAAAUAUGAACCCAAAUAUGAACCCAAAUAUGAACCCAAAUAUGAACCCAAAUGAAGGUGGAACCAUUAUCCACAGCACCACCGCGCCAUACAAAAGUGGAGAAAUAAUAAAGAAAGAAGAAAAUGAAAUGAGAAUAAUAAACAUGGGGGUUAACAAUGAGAAGGACUACUACAACCAUGGUUAUGAUGAAAACUGCAGUGCCAUUAGUACAUACAAUAGUAACAGAACUGUAACACGAAGGAGGAGGAGAAGAAGAAAAGGCAUACUUACAGUAGUUAACAAUAAGACCAAGAGAAGCCGUGGAAGCAAGACAUUAAGCACUGAUGAUAGAAGAAGAGGAGUUGGGCGUGGAAGAGGUAGAGGCAGAGGGAGAGGAACAACAGCAGCAAUGGUAGGAAGAGGAACAACAGCAGCAAUGGUAGGAAGAGGAACAACAACAGCAGUGGUAGGAAGAGGAACAAGAACAAGAUCUCGAAUAAGCAAUAAUUCACAAGGGACUCGAAUGUAUGCUUCGCGUUGCAAUAUCAGUAUGUCUCAUCAGUAUAAAAAUUCCUCAGGAUUAGAGCAUAGUACUAUUGGAGAAACUGUGAACCCCACUAGUGCAAUCACCCAUCAAUUUGAGAGUAACGACAAUAUUUUCCUUCAGCAUGACUUGAUAGAAGAGGAGAUGGUGCUUCCUGACGAUAUUUCAAGAGGAUACAAAUCUGAUGAUGAGUGUAUAUAUAAAGAUAAUAAUAAAAGGAAAAAAAAAACAAAAAAGAUACCAGAAGCACGAGGAGAAGUAGGAACAGAUGCAUUAGAAGGAGAUGAAUUAGAAGAAGAAGAUGAUGAUGAAAUAAAACAAGGUAAGGAAAAAAUCGAUAUUUGUAAUGAUAGCAAGCAUUUGUGCAAGUACCUCAGUGAUGAUGAUAUAAAUUAUGAAAAUUACUGCAAAUAUUAUUUUGAAAGCUUAGAGUGUAUUAGUAUUUCUAGCUACUUGCGAUAUUUUAAAAUUAUGAACAAGAAAAAAUGUAACAGAAAAAUUACUUACAUGCUACCAAAGAUGAACUUUAGUUACGAUGUGUUCAUGGCUUCAAUCCUUAGUACUAAUGAAUAUAAAAAUGAAAUAGCUCAUUCGACAAGCGAUGAUCCAAUAGGUCAUUCGAAGGAGAAUUAUGUCGACGUCCAGGUGGAUCAUAAUGGAGAGAAGGAAGAGGAUAAACAGUUGAAGGGAGAGGAGAAGCAGUUGAAGGAAGAGGAGAAGCAGUUGAAGGGAGAGGAGAAGCAGUUGAAGGAAGAGGAGAAGCAGUUGAAGGAAGAGGCGAAACUGCACAAUGGUGAAGAGACGAAACUGCACAUUGAUGAAGAGCCGAAACUGCACAAUGUAACCAUGGCAGAAGGGGACACCACUCUGGAUCUCGUAGAAGACAACCAUGCAGAUCUAAUCGAAUGCCGAAAAAUAAGCCCCAUGAACUUGUUCUUCAUCAAGAAUUGUGCACUGUUGACAUGUUAUGAGAAAAUUAUAAAACAUAAGAUAAUAAAAACAUAUUACAUUAACUGCUUUCAGGAAAAGUUGUUUAAUUUUUGGAACAAGUUUGACUAUAGAAGAACAUCAUUAUUGAAUCACGUUGCAAAAGACUUAGGAGUUGUGGUGGCAGGAUGCCACUUUAAUGAAGGAACAAAAGUAGAAAUGGAAGACAAUCACCACAAGCAUUUCAAGCAUGAAGAGAAUAAAGAAUCAGAAAAAGAGUACAAUAUUAUGAAUAUGAACAAUGAAAAUGGAAUAAAUGGACAUGUUCGAAAUGUAAUCAUUCGUAGGCCAAGAGGAAGAGCCUCUGGAUCAGUUGCAAGUGGUCGUCGUGUGAAGAAUAUCCAAACUGAACUAGCCACGAAGGAAAAAACGGCAGAAUCAGUCAACACUAUUGGAAUCACAACAACAUCAUCUAGUGUUAUUGUUGCAACAAGUGGACAGAGAAGACGAAUGAGAGGUGGAAGAGGAGGUAGUAGAAGUAGUAGGGGUGGAGGAGGUAGCCGUGGAGGAGGAACAUCAUCAUUAGGGAAUGGAAUGAGACGAGGAAGAGGUAGCAGUAGUGGUGGUACGCGAUCCGGACGAGGACGAGGAAGAGGACGAGGAAGAGGAGCAAGAGCAGGAUUAGGGACCAAUGCAGGAUUAGGAACCAAUGCAGGAUUAGGAACCAAUGCAGGAUUAGGAACCAAUGCAGGAUUAGGAACCAGUGCAGGAUUAGGAACCAAUGCAGGAGGAUUUGAGGGAUGCACAAGUUCAGAUGUAGGGAAUGGAUAUUCUCUAAGGAGAAAAGGAACGAAUGAAGAGAAGUUUAGUUAUCAAAAUUUUGAAGAAAAGUACAAUAAUAAUAAAUAUUUUAUAAACGAAGAUGAUGGAUAUCCAAUUAAGGAUUUUUAUAUUAUGGGAAAACGGAAAAAGAUGUAUAAUGAUGAGGAGGAGGAGGAAGAGCAACAGAAAAUGCAUAUGCAUAUGCAUCACGAACUACAACGUGAACGAAUGCAAAUGCAUUAUGAAGAUUUACAUCCAUAUUAUGAUAGAAUAAAUCACGAACAUUUUGAUGAGAUGCAGAAUAUGAGACAUCAUCACCAUUGUCAUCACAUGAUGAGAAAUGACAUGUACAACAAUAUGAUGAACACUAUGAACAAUAACGGAUUUAAUUGUAGUGAGUAUAUGAAUAUAAAUAACUUUUAUAUAAAAGAAGAAAUGAAGGAUAUAAACAAUUGUAGUAGUAGUAGUUAUCCAUAUGAAAUGAAUGAAGUGGGAAGAAGAGUAGGAGGAGGUGGUGGUGGAGAAGUCUUAGGAAUGCAUGUAAUGUCAGGGGACUAUAACCACUAUCACAACAUGAUGGAUAUUAAAGAUGAAAUGUCUUUGGAUAUUAAUAAUGAAAAUGUUUUACGGUUACCGUUAGUUCAGACUGAUUUAGGAGGAGGAGGAGUAGAAAGAGCAGUAGAUAACAGCAAUGGUAUGAAGAACAAUUUUUGUGGCAUGGAUGGCUGUCUUAACCAGGCAUCAGAAGUGGGAUCAGAAGUGGGAUCAGAAGUGGGAACAGAAGUAGGAUCAGAAGUAGGAUCAGAAGUGGGAUCAGAAGUGGGAUCGGAAGCAGGAUCAGAAGCAGGAUCAGAAGCAGGAUCAGUAAUAUCCUCGGCCAAUGAAAAUGGCCUAAUCGAAACAGAAGGAAAAAUAAAACAUAAAAAUAGGAAUGAUCAUAAAGUUGAAGAAAAGGAAAGGGUUAAAAGAAGAAGGAGAAGUCAUAAUCGAAAUAAUCAUGAAAUGGAGAGAACGUAUGAAGAUUCCAUGAAAGAUAGUUGUAAUAAUUCUAUGUAUAAGAAAUUUCGCAUGCAUAAAAAAACAAAUAAUUACACCUCUUUCAAUUACAAAGAAGCUAAAGAACUUUUAAAAAAUUUAACUGUUUUAAAAAGUGGUGCAAAUUGGAAGACAUACAAAAUGGAAGAUGUACCAAAAGAACUGUAUAAAAAUAUACGACCAAUAAAUCAAAGGGUUACUGGAUUUAAAACUGUUCUUCUCGUAGAUGAAUUAUUUGAAAGAUUGUGGGAAUUUCCUAGCACAGAUAUCAUAAAAGUUAGAACUGUUACCCGUGGUGAUCAGUUCAUUGGAGACAUUCGUAUAGACUUUUAUUAUCGUCAAAGUGAGAGGACACUGUGUCGUGCUUGCGGACGUCACAUCCUGAAGCAAAAAUUUGCAACAGAACACUACCAAAGGAAUAUAAACUGUUGGAAGGAGGUCAUGUGGAGACUGGGAAUCCCCGAGUUGGAAUACUACAACUCUGUUCGGAAUGACUUUUUCGACGCUCGGAUUAUGAACGCGGAGAACAACAAUGAACACAUGGUUUUGGAACGGACUCUAAGUUUAUACAACCAGGAGUUGAUAAAGAAAGCCACUGAAUUUGUCAAUGAUGAGUUAAAGUUCUAUGAAGAGAACAUUGUGAACAAUCCGAGAAAAAGCAAGGGUACGAGCACCAAUGAGUGCUUUGAAUUGGACAUCCUAAUUUUAGAUGACAAUAAUAUCAUGCUCCCAACAGUGAAGAAUGAACUAGAUGAACCAUAUUUUGAAAUAUCAGGAAUUUAUCCAAACAAUGGAUUUCCAGAUGAAAAUUAUUCCAAAAAUUUUUGUUUUAUAAAAAUAACUUUUAACAAAUUGGGUGGUAUGGUUUUGAGAGAUUUAUUUACACUCGAAUGUGAAUUUUUAGUAGAUUGGGGUGACAAUUUGUUAAUCCAAGCUAAGAAAUAUACACUUCAUGAAGUUUACAAUACGCAAGAAUCUUAUGAUAUAAAUUUAAGAAAUCUGUAUGAUCAAGGUUUUGCAUAUUUACGAUGCAAUAUCCCACAAAAAAGCAAUGGAAAAGUAAACUUAAAAGUUAGAAUACCAAAAACUGUGUGGCAUUAUUGGGAAGCAAUAGCAGAUGAAACCUUAAAAAUUAAUUAUGAAUUCUUAGAUAAACACAAUCUACAUAGGCAUCUGUUAUUCUGUUCAUAUUUGAAUAACGUAAAUAAAAACUUUACUGCGUAUGUGAAGACUUCAUCCAAAGGAGAAAAUUCUUACACUAUGAAUAAUGAUGUUGGUAGUAAUAGUAACAAUGAUCAUAGGCUUGAGUAUGGCCUUGAUAAUACAAUGGAUUACACGAUGGAUCACGAUAUGGAUUAUGACAUGGAUCACUCAAUGGACCACUCAAUGGACCACUCAAUGGAUCACUCAAUGGACCACCCGAUGGACCACCCGAUGGACCACCCGAUGGACCACCCGAUGGACCACCCGAUGGAUCACCCGAUGGAUCACUCAGUGGAGGACCACCCAAUGAAUCACUGCCACUAUCAAUCACAUCUAUCACCUCAGAAUGAGCAUCACUCCCCAUCGCCCUACCCGAAUCAUCAUCCGUAUCAUAGUAGUAACAGAACAAAUGGCAUAUCGUCAGAUUUCCCAAAAGUGGAAGAGGAGGAGGACAGUUCACGUAGAAUUAUUCAUAUGGAAAAUAAAAGGUCUCAAAGCAACAUGAGUGAUUAUAAUGGUAAUACUAUGCACGAGCACACGUCAGAGCACAUAUCGAAUGGAAAAAUAAUGCAUUAUGGAUAUAAUUGUGCAAAAUCAGAAAUGAGAAACGUGAACACCAUGAUUACUAUGAACGAUAUGGACUUUGAAAGAAGCAUGGACAGAGAUAUGGACAGAAGCAUGGACAGAAGCAUGGACAGAAAUAUGGACAAAAGCGUGGAAAGAAAUAUGAACGACAACGUGGAAAGAAGCAUGAAUGACAAUAUGGAAAGAAGCAUGAAUGACAACAUGGAAAGAAGCAUGAACGACAGCAUGAAGAACAAUCGUGCAAUGUAUUGUCAAAAUAAUGUGUAUGAGAAGUUAGACUUUUCUGUCAUGAAUAAUAGUAUGCCUCAUCAAAACUUUCCAAACUUUAGUGUGAUGAACAAUGUGCAGGAUGAGCCAGACACAAAUUGCACCAAAAACUUCGAUCAUAUUACAACACACACGUGGAGGAAUUGA
This is a messenger RNA of Plasmodium gonderi, 8715 nucleotides long. RefSeq lists its product as hypothetical. The record is from RefSeq and is a predicted model, not a curated record. The transcript has 3 exons. Bases 1 to 8715 code for a protein of 2904 amino acids. Lineage: Eukaryota; Apicomplexa; Aconoidasida; Haemosporida; Plasmodiidae.